GGGGGAGCCAGCCGCCAAAAAAACAAAAAUCCAUCUGCUGUGCCAUCUUGCUUGCACCUAUCUGCCUGCGUCUCUAAUUCCCAUUCAGCACCAUUCGUCUGGCUUACUUGCCUAUUCGAUCAAUCGGACGGAGCUCCUUUUUGAUUGACGGCCUGUCCACUCAACGAUUGCUGGACCCCGAAAUUUCCUUGGGCCGUGAUUGCCUAAAUUCCCUCAACAGCUGCCGAAAAGUCACCUAUAGUGGCAGCUUCCCAAUACGCAGCCGGCCCGAUCCCCGCUCGAUCACCCUUACGACAGGCACCCUCGACCGUAGAUCCCCGAACAACCAUGAGCCCUCCCACACGCCGCUCAAGUCUCGGAAUGUUGUUAAGGCGUAGCAAGUCAGGCGAGCUGAAGGGCAAGAAGGCCCAGCUCAGAGAACAGGAAUUGCAGCGACAGCGUGACGCCUCGGUUCCCAAAUCUCCUCCCCGCCUCCCAGUGCUCUACAACGGCGCCCCAGCCCCGGAGUUGCAAUCCUUUGGCGGCGAGACCCCUCGUCCAGACAGCUUCCAGAUCGUCUCUGGCCAACACUCGUUUAUUGACAACCAGUCCCUUCUCUCGCGUCCCUCGAUGGAGCCCAGCUCACGCUCAGCGAUCAACGUUCCGGUCCCGCCUAUCCCCAAUGGCGCCUGGGUCGAUCCCUAUGCUCGUACCGAGAGCAUGACGCAUCGUGGCAGGUACAGCUACGCGAGCAGCGCCAUCAGCUCUGUUAACAACCCGAGGAGGGUUCGCAGACGCAAGGACCCCACGCCUUUCAACAUUCUCAUUGUCGGUACACAAGGCUCUGGCAAAACAUCAUUCCUUGAAUUUCUCAAAACCUCGCUCGCCCUACCGCCGAAGAAGCGCACCAAGAGUACCAUUGAUGGCAGUGAAUUGACGCCCAAGGCUGCUGCCUCGGGCAACUUCGUACCUCAUUAUCUCGAAACCGAAAUCGAUGGCGAACGCGUCGGUCUGACACUAUGGGACUCGGAGGGCUUCGAGAAAAACGUUGUGGAUCUUCAACUCCGCGAAAUGUCGGCAUUUCUUGAGAGCAAAUUCGAGGACACUUUCACUGAGGAGAUGAAGGUUAUGCGUUCCCCCGGUGUCCAAGACACCCAUAUUCACGCUGUUUUUCUUGUUCUUGAUCCUGCUCGCCUCGACCGGAACAUUGCUGCCGUCAAAGCCGCGCAAGCUCCUGGCAGCAAGACCCAGGGUAUUCCAGCGCGCAUUGUCGGUAGCCUAGACGAGGACCUGGACCUCCAAGUACUACGUACGCUGCAGGGCAAAACCACUGUCAUCCCCGUGAUCUCCAAGGCCGACACAAUUACCACCAAGCACAUGGAUGUACUCAAGCGGACCGUUUGGGACAGCCUUAAAAAGUCAGGGCUGGAUCCACUCGAGGCCCUCGGGUUUGACGACGACGAUGCUGCGACUCCGGAUUCUAGCAGAAUCGAUGAGGAAGACGAGGAGCCGGCCGAGGAUGAUGAUGAAGUGGCCAGUGGACAAAAAUCAACAACAAAAGAAGAUGGGGAAAUCGACGGCGACCUGGCAAAUCAAGAUGAGGACGAUGACGAUGUUAUAGGCGCUAACCCUGCCUCGCCUUCGUCGAGGGCGUCGAAGAGGGAUUCAAUUCGCCGUAGUCGGACCGCGGAAGAACUGAAGCAGGACGAGCCGCCUUUCAUUCCCAUGUCGAUAAUCAGCCCGGACAUUUACGAGCCUAGUGUUGUUGGGCGCGCGUUCCCGUGGGGAUUUGCAGACCCCAACAACGAGGACCACUGCGACUUUGUCAAGCUCAAGGAGGCUGUAUUUAAUGAUUGGCGCGGCGAGUUGCGCGAGGCCAGCAGGGAGCAGUGGUACGAGACGUGGAGGACGAGCAGACUCAAGGAACGCAAGCUAGCCGGUAGCGGGCCAGUACAGAGCGCACGGAGGUUUGUUGGCCAGUGAUCUGUUGUCCUCCCUUUUUUUUUUCUUUGUCGCGGUGGAAAUUGGGUUCUUAUCUCCCUUCAGCCAUGGGCAUGGCUUCGCCACCUUUCUCUCGUGUCCUGAUUCCCUCUUGUUUUCACCAUCGACUUGUUAUCUCGUCGUGGUUUUGUUUUUGUUCAAAGCAGCAUACCCAAUUGUGCAACUGGUUUUCUCUGUUGUCUUUUUUGUCGCGUAUUCAUUUCUACCACCGUGUUGGCUGGAUUUGUUCACUUUCUUGUUAACAUUCCACGCCAUAAUGUGCAGGAACCGGCUUCAUAGAAACAUAGGGAUGACCACAGUGUCUUCAACCGAAUCCCGCUAUUCUACUAUUUUCUUACUACCUACUUUGUCACACCUGCUUCUGACUGGAAUGUGCGUGGGAAAUAUUGUAUUCACAAGUGGCUGGUCAGCAGUCAUCUGCGCGGACUUGGGCCGCGAUUAUUCAGCAAUUUACACUUUUUUUCUUUUCUUCGAUCAUCUGUAUCUCUCUUCUCCAAGGGAAAUUUUGCUCAGGCUUGCUUACUGUUUGCUUCAUGCACAGCGUCCAUUUCUGACUCGGUUCAGGGUUGGCAAUUUGAUGACCUGGUAUCGGUAUCUGAAGACAAGACCCAAAGAUGUAAAUUUUGGGAUGUUCCAUGUACCCGUGGGCAUAAAUAUCAAAAUGAACGAAGAUUAGGAAUGAUCUUUUUACUCCUAUUACUAUUAUGUGCGCAUUUUCUUGGCAGCGAUGUGGUGAUGUGCAGAUCAAACAGGUUUUGGAAAAGGU
Pyricularia grisea is the source of this 2746-nucleotide messenger RNA. RefSeq lists its product as uncharacterized. The record is from RefSeq and is a predicted model, not a curated record. Gene Ontology annotation, molecular function: GTPase activity; molecular adaptor activity; GTP binding. NCBI's taxonomy places the organism in Eukaryota, Fungi, Ascomycota, Sordariomycetes, Magnaporthales, Pyriculariaceae. Gene Ontology annotation, biological process: cytoskeleton-dependent cytokinesis. Gene Ontology annotation, cellular component: cell division site; cytosol; septin complex. The transcript is spliced from 3 exons. The coding region runs from base 328 to 1962 and encodes 544 amino acids.